UAGGGUUGGCCAAGCAGAUCCGGGUUGACUCAUCAAGUACAAAGGAAGUCUUGCACUACUCAGGUUCCAUUGGGGAAUAGUCGAAACUAUAGCAAGAUCGGACUCUCGUCUGCCGCGGGCGGCAAGCAGCUCAUUCUUCUCCCUUCUGGCUCUAGCAGACUGAUCUGCAUGAAACUGCAGGACUUCUCGUGUUCUACAAGCUCGAGUUACACAAGGUAGAAAGGUUGAGUGGCAGAGGACACGGAAGUUACCAGUUAAAAGUACAUCUGUAAGGCUUCCUAUUUCUGUGUAAAGAAAAAUACAUGCUGUAGUCUUGCCCGACAGGAAUUUCGCACAAUCAACCAUAUCAUGGAGAAAGAAUCACAGAGUAUAUUUGAUGAGCCAAAGAAGAUAUCGCUCAAAUUGUUAGAAGAAAUAACAAAUGGUUUCGCUGAGGAUGCGAAACUUAGCAGUGGUACGUUUGGUGAAGUUUACAAGGCAGCCUUUAAAGAUGGAACAGAGAUUGCUGUGAACAAGCUCCGUUUGAUGCCUGGGAUUGAAGAGAGGCGGUUUGAAAGUGAAAUUGGACAUCUCAUGAAGCUCAAGCAUGAAAAUAUCACACAAAUAGUGGGCUUCUGUGAUGAGGAGGAGGAAGUACUUAGUACAUACAAAGGAAAACCAGUAGCUGCUUUAAAGAUACACAGGGCAGUCUGCCUCGAGUUCGUGCCCAGAGGAACCCUUUGCAAGCUUCUUUCUGAAAACUAUUUUGGACUCAACUGGCAUGUGCGCUUCAAAAUAAUAAAGGGGAUCUGCGAGGGUCUAAACUACCUUCACGAUAUUUCCAUUGAGCAUUUUGAUCUAAACCUAAAUAACAUAUUUGUAGACAAUAAAAUGGUGCCGAAAAUAUCAGAAUUUGGUUUACGAAGGCUAGUGAGCGAAGAAUCUCAUUUAGGGAACCUGGAAUCCUCUCCAGCAGAAUCCAUGGACACGAAAAUAAUCUCAAAGAAGUAUGAUAUUUUUAGCUUGGGUGUUAUAAUAAAAAAGAUAGUGAUUUCUGGAGUACUGGACUAUAUGACCAUUCCUGACAUGGAGGACAAGGCAUUUAUUGAGCAUGUACAAGACUCCUGGAGGAAAAGCUUACAGGAGAUAUCGAGUUAUACAUCACUUGAAGCGUAUUGCAAACAGGUGCAGACUUGUAUUGAGAUCGCGGUGGUCUGCAUGGAGACGGAUAGAUACAAAAGGCCUACGAUGAAGGAUAUUAUUUGUAGACUAAACAAGGUAGAAACUUCAGAAGAUGACUUGUGGUCUCAGAUAGAACAGGAAUUUUGCGUGAAAAUCAACAUCAUGGAGAAAGAAUCACACAGUAUAUCUAAUGAGCCGAAGAAGAUACCAUUCAAAUUGUUAGAAGAGGUAACAAAUGGUUUCUCCGAUGAGGCAAAACUUGGCAGUGGUUCAUUUGGUGAAGUUUACAAGGGGGUGCUUAAAGAUGGAACAAAGAUUGCUGUGAAGAAGCUCCGUUUCAUGCCAGGGAUUGACGAGAUGCAAUUUGCAAAUGAACUUGGACACCUUAAGAAGCUCAAUCAUCAAAAUAUUGUAAAAAUUGUGGGUUUCUGCGACGAAACCAAGGAAGUAGUAGUACCGUACAAUGGAAUGUUAGUAGUUGCUUCAGAGAUACACAGGGCACUUUGCCUCGAGUUUGUGCCCAACGGAAGCCUUGGCAAGCUUAUUUCUGAAAAAUUCUCUGGACUUAACUGGCAUGCGCGUUUCAAAAUAAUUAAGGGGAUAUGUGAGGGUUUAAAGUACCUUCAUGAUGUCUCCAUCAUGCAUUUUGAUCUAAAGCCAGAUAAUAUAUUGUUAGAUGAUAAUAUGGUGCCGAAAAUAGCUGAUUUCGGUAUAUCCAGGAUUGUUGGCGAAGAAAACACCCUAUCAACAAUGUCUAGUUUGGGUACUCUGGGAUUCAUGCCACCAGAAUUCAUAACCAAGCAAAUAAUCUCGAAAGAGUUUGAUAUUUUUAGCUUGGGUGUUAUAAUCAAAAGGAUAGUGGUUUGUGGACUAAAUGACUAUAUGAGCAUCGCUGACAUGGAGGACCAGGCUUUUAUUGAGCAUGUACAUGACUCCUGGAAGAAGUUGCAGGAGACAUCGAGUUAUGCAUCACUUGAUGUAGAUUGCAAACAAGUGCGGACUUGUAUUCAAAUUGCAGUUGUCUGCAUGGAAACAGAUAGAUACAAAAGACCUAAAAUGAAGGAUAUCAUUUGUGAACUGAACGAGGUAGAGACUAGGGAAGAUGGCUCAAGGUCUCAGAUAGAGCAGAUUCACAAGGAACAAUCCAUCCUUCCCAAGGAAGAUAUCCCAAAGAGGCGUUUUCCAGAUAUUCGCCCUGAUGCUGGCCACCUUCAAAGUACACUACCGAUGGAAGUAUCAUCCAGUUUCUUGAGGGCAAUUACAGAUGGAUUCUCUUCCGAUCGAAAGAUUGGCAGAGGUGCAUUUGGAACAUUUUAUAAGGGUUUUCUGUCAGAUGGGACAAUAAUUGCUGUGAAGAAGAUCUGGGAAAGUUCUCCAGUGGAGCCUUACAAACAAUUUCAGAACGAGGCUGGGAAUAUUAUUGGAAUCAAACAUGAUAAUAUAGUGAAAUUGCUUAGCUUCUGCCAUGAAGAACAGAAAAAAGUGGUGUUGAAUAACGGAAGAUAUAUUGUUGCAGACAUAGUUGAAUGUUUCCUCUGCUACGAAUAUGUACCAAAUGGAAGCCUUGACGACCAUAUUUUUGGUCAAUCAAGAGUUGACUGGGCGACAUGCUUCAGGAUAAUUAAGGGGAUUUGCCAAGGUAUACAUUUCCUUCACAAUGAAAUGGAUAGGCGUGUUCUUCAUAUGAAUCUUAAGCCUAGCACCAUAUUGUUGGAUGCCGAUAUGGUGCCCAAAAUUACGGAGUUUUGUAUCUCAAAAGUGUUUGGUAAAGAACAAACAGUGAUGGUCACAGGGAAUAUUGUGGGAGCAGUAGGAUAUAUGGCUCCAGAAUAUUUAUAUAGAGGUGAAAUCUCAAUGCAGUCAGACAUAUAUAGUUUAGGCCUUAUAAUCCUUGAAAUAGCAACAGGGGAGAAGAAUCAACCCGACAAUGAUGACGCAUGUGGGAUGAACUUCAUUGCUCAUAUACGUAAAGUUUGGACAGAUGAAUACAUUUUGUGGAAGUACGAUUUAGAUGCAGCUAGCUUCCAGGAAGUGAAAAUAUGCAUUGAAACUGGGCUACGCUGUGUUGAGCUUCAGCGGAGGAAUAGACCGCUUGUAGCGGACAUUCUUGACAAGCUCAAUGGCCGUGAAAAAAACCCAGAAAACAAGCUUGAUGACUGUCAAAAAAAGAAAGGAAAAAAACUCGAUGACUGAAGAAAAGAAAGAAAACAAGCUGGAUAAUUGUCCAGGGACGGAUCCAAGUAGACCCCUUCUAGCGGGCAUUCUUGACAAACUCAAAUUUUACUCUUGGCGCUUUGGAAGAAGGUAGUCUCCGUGCUACAGUUAUCUGCCCCCAUACAAAGUUUGCUGUCUUGUGCCGGGUUUCUCACUGGUGUUACUGAAUCAGAUUGGUAAACAUGGAGUGUCGAAAGGACCUUUUGAUUUAUUGAAAAGUAUCCUGGAGAGGAGCGGAGAACGGCAAGGCGUUGGCAUUCUUCCACUAAUGCUAUACUUUCCCUGUUUUAAUCAGUUGGGGUUCAGCGCUCCAAGCAUGCUGUGGCCGUGUUCGUGUGUAUGUUAGGCCCCAGCUAAACAUUAUAUUGUCGUUCAACCAUCCUCAUACUCAUAGGCUUUACUGCAUAACCAACAACAGGGAAGCAAUUCCCCGACGAGCUGCUCCACAUUGUGUGGUGUUUUUGGCAGAGCUUGUAUCCGAAGAACUUGAGAAGAGUUGGUACCAGACCUGCCCAAGUCUUGCUGCAACACUAACUGUCUCUUCUCAAAACUACUACCACUGCAUUUGCUAGUAAACCAAGCAAAAAAAAAGAUACUUUGUUUGGAACGUAGGGACUCAACUGAAGGACCCGGAUUUUUGGCUCAUAGGUGCAAAGUAUCCCAACGUUAGAGCCACUCGUUUUUGGUGACGUGUCCAAAGCAUUGAAUGCUCAACGAUUUCAGUACGAACGAAGAACGAAAAGUAAAACCUGUGGUUGGAUGGUUAGAAGGGCAGUGGCACUUCCAGCCCACCAGAGUUCAAAUCCCAGAUUUGACACUUUGGUGUCUCAUAAAGGUGGAAUAUUCUUCAGUGGGAGGCGACGUUCCCGUCGACAGCGAGACGCCUGUGGUGACUUCGUCAAUCUCAAGACCCGCCGAAUCAGUUCUUCAACGCAGUCUCUUGGAGGUGCUCAUAGGGGUAGGGUGUGCGUGUGUGCGUUCAUAGGGGUGAGUGUGUGCGCGUAUGUAUGAGCGUCUUUGAUUGUAC
Messenger RNA from Lolium perenne, 4402 nucleotides. RefSeq lists its product as uncharacterized. Gene Ontology annotation, molecular function: ATP binding; protein kinase activity. Gene Ontology annotation, biological process: protein phosphorylation. NCBI's taxonomy places the organism in Eukaryota, Viridiplantae, Streptophyta, Magnoliopsida, Poales, Poaceae. The record is from RefSeq and is a predicted model, not a curated record.